Chlorocebus sabaeus (green monkey) is the source of this 1421-nucleotide messenger RNA. Its product is annotated as killer cell immunoglobulin-like receptor 3DL3. The record is from RefSeq and is a predicted model, not a curated record. NCBI's taxonomy places the organism in Eukaryota, Metazoa, Chordata, Mammalia, Primates, Cercopithecidae. Gene Ontology annotation, biological process: immune response-regulating signaling pathway. Gene Ontology annotation, cellular component: plasma membrane.
AUGUCGCUCAUGGUCAUCAGCAUGGCGUGUGUUGGGUUCUUCUUGCUGCAGAGGGCCUGUCCACAUGUGGAUGGUCAGGACAAGCCCUUCCUCUCUGCCUGGCCCAGUGCUGUGGUGCCUCAAGGAGAACACGUGAGUCUUCAGUGUCACUCUCAUCUUGGGUUUACCAUCUUCAGUCUGUACAAGGAAGAUGGGGUGCCUGCCCCUGAGCUCUACAACAGAAGAUUCUGGAAGGACAUCCUCCUGGGCCCUGUGACCCCAGCACACGCAGGGACCUACAGAUGUCAGGGUUCACACCUGAACUCCCCCACUGAGUGGUCGGCUCCCAGCAACCCCCUGGUGAUCACGGUCACAGGAGUCUACAGAAAACCUUCCCUCCUGGCCCACCCAGGUCCCCUGGUGAAAUCAGGAGAGACGGUCGUCCUGCAAUGUUGGUCAGAUAUGAGGUUUGAGCGUUUCCUUCUGCACAGAGAGGGGAUCACUAAGGACCCCUUGCACCUCGUUGGACAGCUCCAUGAUGGGGGUUCCCAGGCCAACUAUUCCGUGGGUCCCAUGAUACCUGCCCUUGCAGGGACCUACAGAUGUUUUGGUUCUGUCGCUUACUCCCCCUAUGAGUGGUCGGCUCCCAGUGACCCUCUGGACAUCGUGAUCAUAGGUCUAUAUGGGAAACCUUGUCUCUCAGUCCAGCCAGGCCCCAUGGUUCAGGCAGGCGAGAACGUGACCUUGUCCUGCAGCUCCCAGAGCUCGUUUGACAUUUACCAUCUAUCCAGGGAUGGGGAGGCCCAUAGACUUAGGCUCCCUGCAGUGCCGAGGGUCAGUGGAACAUUCCAGGCCGACUUCCCUCUGGGCCCUGCGACCAAUGGAGGGAACUACAGAUGCUUCGGUUCUUUCCGUACCGCACCCUACGAGUGGUCAGACCCGAGUGACCCACUGCCCGUUUCUGUCACAGGAAACUCUUCAAGUACUUGGUCUUCACCCACAGAACCAAGCUCCAACAUUGGUAACCCCAGACACUCGCAUGUUCUGAUUGUGUCCUCAGUGGUCAUCAUCCCCUUCACCAUCCUCCUCUUCUUUCUCCUUCAUCGCUGGUGCUCCAAAAAAAAGAAUGCUGCUGUAAUGGACCAAGAGCCUGCAGGGGACAGAACAGUGAACAGGGAGGACUCUGAUGAACAAGACCCUCAGGAGGUGACAUAUGCACAGUUGGAUCACCGCGUUUUCACACAGAGAAAAAUCGCUCGCCCUUCUCAGAGGCCCAAGACACCCCCAACAGAUACCAGCGUGUACAUAGAGCUUCCAAAUGCUGAGCCCAGAUUUGUCUCCUGCCCACGAGCACCACAGACGGGCCUGGAGGGGGUCUUCUAGGGAGACAACAGCCCUGUCUCAAAAUCAGAUUACCAGCUCUAAUGUACCAGCAGCCGGAA